Messenger RNA from Corticium candelabrum, 1492 nucleotides. Its product is annotated as probable E3 ubiquitin-protein ligase DTX2. Gene Ontology annotation, cellular component: nucleoplasm. Lineage: Eukaryota; Metazoa; Porifera; Homoscleromorpha; Homosclerophorida; Plakinidae. The record is from RefSeq and is a predicted model, not a curated record. Gene Ontology annotation, molecular function: ubiquitin protein ligase activity; zinc ion binding. The transcript has 6 exons. Gene Ontology annotation, biological process: protein ubiquitination; Notch signaling pathway. Bases 1 to 1350 code for a protein of 449 amino acids.
AUGGCGGCAGGCGGUUCGAGUCGAUCUGGAGACUGCGGGGUUGUCGUGUGGGAGUGGGAGGAAAACGGAGGUGUCUGGGUGUCGUACGACUCGUUCGUGUCGACGGCGCUGGAAGAAGCGCUACGAGCGAAAAAAAGGAGAUUGAAACUCGGAGACGUGACGUCGGAAUUGGAGCUCUACGAAGUAGACUUGAAGCACUACAAGCAAUCUCGUCUAGACACCGGAUCCAGCCGUCACGUGAGGAGAACCAUCUUUCCGCGGGGCUCUCCGCAGGCACACGGUGUCAAGUGGCAAUGGCAAGAGAGGGGCCACUGGCUGUGCUACGAUAAUAACACAAGUUCGAUUCUGGAAGAACACUUGCAGAGUAGCAAGCCUAAGGUUUCUUUGUAUAAAUUAAAUCCGAAAAUGCCCUACAGGAUCGACUUACAGAAAUGCGUACAAACCAACGUACACACUCGUUUUAGUAGAGCAAUCCAAAGAGUUCCAUUACUGCAGCCGUAUCCAUCGGCUAUCAAGGAAGACCACAAGGGCGUGCCCCAAAAUUUGUCCAGGAAGUCCAGCAAGAGUAAGACAAAGAAGGAUAGUAAGCCACAGAAAAACGCAAUGGACGUCGAGCACUAUUCGCAACCGUCUACUGGUUCUGUUGCAAUGUCCAGCACUAAGCCAUGGAUGUCACAUUGCAAGGUCGUUUCGUCCCUCGAUAGUGAAGCAGCUAAAGAAGAUUGUGUUAUUUGUUUUGAAAAUUUGUGUCAACCUUCUGACUAUGCUACUUCUGCCGUCGACCCCGAAGCGCUAGCCGUCGUUUCGUUGAAGAAAUGCGGUCACAUGUUUCACAAACUCUGUCUCAAGGCUCUCUGUAGUUCUGGCACCGAGAGUGAUUACAUACAAUGCCCGAGAUGUAAAAAGAUUCACGGAGUUAGGAUUGGUAAUCAGCCACAAUCGGGACACAUGAAAGCGAGUCGAUUGGCUUCGAGUUUGCCUGGCUAUCCCACGUGUGGGACAAUUCAGAUACAUUAUGAUUUCCACGGAGGUGUUCAGGGAUCAGAACAUCCUGCACCUGGUAAGCCUUAUUCAGCCCACGGCUUUCCACGUAGAUGUUACUUGCCUGACAACAAAGAUGGCAAUAAGGUACUACGACUGCUUGAAGUUGCAUGGAAGCGACGACUCAUCUUUACGAUUGGUGCAUCAGUAACGACAGGCUGCCAGGACACGGUUGUAUGGAACGAAAUCCAUCAUAAAACGGAGUCAACUGGCAAUGCCGGAGGUCACGGCUACCCAGAUCCUAAUUACAUAUCAAACGUCUUGGCAGAACUUGCAGCACAAGGAGUAGAUGACGACCAAUCAGUCUGAGAUGACGUCACCAUUACUCAGUGUUUAUUUGAUAAAAGCUGUUUGCUUGUAAUGAACAACUCUAUUACUGUACCAAACGUUUAUACAAACUUGAUAUUAACCUUAUAAUUGCAAGGUGUUGCCACCAAUACAAUAACUACAA